AGCAGACAGAAGAACACAAAAAAUAAGAAGUAGAAAAUACAUUAUAACUCUGUCUUGUGCAUAUAUUAAAGACUGACACAAAAAAAUAUGUGCUCACGUUGUAUCAAACAGCUUUUAACAAUGAAAAACUAAUUUAUGUAAGAAUGUCAUCAGGAUCUAAAGUGUCAGUAGAUGAGGGUGUUGAUCCAGAGGGAUCAAGCUCCUCUUUGACAUCAGUCAAAGUUCAUCGGUUAAAAGGGAUCAAAGACGGCCAGUACAGUAACCCUGUAUUCAAAAAAUUAUCUGUCAUCAAUGGAGAAAUCAACAGAAUGCCUAGAGAAGAACUUAUUUCAAAAUUAGGAGAAUUAAAGCUUGAUUCAAGAGGUGUAACUGAUGUUUUAAAGAAAAGAUUGAAGACUUAUUAUCGAGAGAAGAAGCUGACAAAAGCCCAUGUUCCAACACCUAAAAAGAGUUUACCAGAGUUUUUAAUGGUCAUAGAUUUUGAAGCAACCUGUGAAGAGAAUAAUGAUAACUAUGACCAUGAAAUUAUAGAAUUUCCUGUUAUCCUAGUCUGCGUAGAAAGCAAACAAGUGGUUGACGAGUUCCAUUCAUACUGCAAACCAAGGAUAAAUCCACAGUUAUCAGAAUUCUGUGUUCAGCUGACUGGUAUAACACAGGAUAAAGUUGAUAGUGCUGAGGAAUUUCCAAAAGUUUUGAGACGGAUGGAGGAUUGGAUGAAAUCACAUGAACUAGGAGCUAAAAAUAAAUUUGCAGUUCUCACUGAUGGGCCAUGGGACAUGAGUAGAUUUAUGUACCAUCAGUGUCGUCAAAACAAGAUAACUUAUCCACGAUGGGGAGGAAAAUGGAUAAAUCUACGUAAAGCCUAUUCUAACUUUUACCAGUGUAGGAGAACGAAACUGAAUGAUAUGCUUGAGAAUUUAGGAAUGACAUUUGAAGGUCAUUUACAUUCAGGACUUGAUGACUCUAGAAAUAUUGCAAGAAUAGCCAUUAGGCUUGCUGAAGACGGUUGUGAACUGAAAGUCAAUGAAUACCUUCACUAUGAUAGAAAUGAAAAUGCAUUCAAGUCUAAGCAUAUUACUCCUGAUUCUCCAAAGGGAAGUACAAGUGAGGAAGAAUUGAACCAAUCAAUGGACGGUUUACAUCUGACCAAUGACGGAGCAGCUAAUGAAACAGAAGAAGUUGAUGAUUUAUUGGAAUAUUAUAGGAUUCAAAAAUCUUAACUUAAUUUAUAAAAACAUUUUAUUGAUGUAAAUUUAUUAUGUUCCAAGGACACAGUUAAAUUUUUAUGAUAUUUACCAGUUAUGGCUUCUCAAAAACACAUGAAAGUAUCUAAAAUUAUAUAUUAUCAAAACUAGAUGUAUAUGUUUGUCCAAAUACAGAUCUAUAAAAAGACAAGAACAAUCCUUUGUUGAUUGUGAUAUUUAAUAUAUGAUUUCUAUGAAGGCAUUAUAUUGACAAAUUGCAGUUCCUGAGAGUUCAUACUGGUACUGUUUAGCUUAUUAUAUAAGUAUUGGUAAAGGCAGGUUCCUUGAAAAAGCAUCAUGAUAAUAUGAUACAGUUGUACUCAGGAAAAUGUUUUGAACAGUACAUGUAUUUGAAUAUCUACUCUUAGAAAGUUAAGAAAUGAUCAAAAUAAAUAAAUGAAUAAUGUACAAUAUAUUUGGUAUUCUCAUAAAAUUAUAAUUUUUUCUGA
Messenger RNA from Mytilus trossulus (common blue mussel), 1693 nucleotides. Its product is annotated as 3'-5' exoribonuclease 1-like. The record is from RefSeq and is a predicted model, not a curated record. Gene Ontology annotation, cellular component: cytoplasm; nucleolus. Gene Ontology annotation, biological process: exonucleolytic trimming to generate mature 3'-end of 5.8S rRNA from tricistronic rRNA transcript (SSU-rRNA, 5.8S rRNA, LSU-rRNA). Gene Ontology annotation, molecular function: nucleic acid binding; 3'-5'-RNA exonuclease activity. The transcript is spliced from 6 exons. The coding region runs from base 144 to 1220 and encodes 358 amino acids. NCBI's taxonomy places the organism in Eukaryota, Metazoa, Mollusca, Bivalvia, Mytilida, Mytilidae.